AUGUCUGACUUCAAUCAACUCCUCACGGAGUUUAUCCAAAGGGCUCGCGGCGCUAUGAUGCCCACUGGCUCCGACGUCCAGCUUUUCUCCGCCGCCUCUGCCUCCGCGUCCUUCUCCGCUGUCGCCGGCCUACCGCAGGGAGGUCUAGCUGAUGUUGAAUUGGGGCACAAUUUCUAUGAGAAUAGAGACCCCGUCUACGCCGACCUCACCUCUUCCUUCUCGACCAAUACAUCCUCGGCUCCAGAUUUAUGGCCAAGGAAGAGCGAGCGUCAUGACAAGUACACGAACCAUUUCCAAGGCCUCCAAAAUUUGCUAGAGUCGCAGCCGUACCCCUAUCACCUCCUGCCUCCCCAUGCCAUCGCGGAAUGGAGCGAUACAAGGGAUGGGGUGGGUACUUCAGAGAUAGGCUCUGUUCCUGAGCGUCCACAAGCAGCGUUCAGCAGGUUGAUCGGGGAUUAUGGGGACGCCGAGGGCAAUGGUCUCACACCGAACAAGCUCGCAACAGGAACUUCCGACGUUGAGGAGUUCCCCGCAGUCGGAUCAGUUCCCGUCGCUGUACAGUCGUUGGCACAAGGACCUUCACCCAAGUUGCCAUCCAGCCUGGCCCCAAAGAGGCAUAGGCACCCUGUCCAGACGCCCAAUACGGCAGCGCAACGCAGUGGCCAGUCCUUCUCUAUCAUGCGAUUAUCAGCUACAGGUUGCCCGCCUAUGCUGACGUCGAGCCCGCCCUGUCGCCCUGUCGCCCUUCGGUCAAUCCUAUCGGCCUCAAUCGUGCUGCCAUCGAGCGGGAUGCUCGAGGCCCGUCUGAACACCAGGUCGACGCCGUACAUGACAAUCGAGUACGGCUCCGAUCCCUUCCAUCGUCCCGUCGUCGACCCAUCCUUUACUCGGUCAGCACGCUCGACAGAGUUAUUGGCCCCGUGCUCAGACACCGCACAUGGCUACCGAAGACACAUGGAAGAAAUCCCUCUCGCCCACCCAGAGAGCAUCGUCAUCCGGAAGUCCAUCGUCCUCAUGGCUAUUAUACAUGAGCCAGCACAGGGCACCUGUAUUCGGUUCCACACUUUCCAAGAAGCCACAGUACAGUCCUUUCACAGCGCUGUCGAACCAUUGCUAGGUCGAGGAUCAUCGAUGCCUGGGGCCGACGCUCUCGCAUCAUGUAUCGCCCUGCAUGGCAAGCCAGCACCGCUGCCAGCCAUUCCGUGGCAACGCAUUGCUGCCUUAGCCACCGACCUAGAUUCCAAGAAGCCUACAGCGCCGGAGGAGGCAGGGAUGGCAGAACUGACUGCUCUACAGGUCAAAGGGCCAAGUGGAUUGCGAUUUUUACGAAAGCCACUGCAGGGAUCGGUCCGCGCUCGAGGAUAUCCGCAGCCAGGAUAG
Heterobasidion irregulare TC 32-1 is the source of this 1380-nucleotide messenger RNA. RefSeq lists its product as uncharacterized. The record is from RefSeq and is a predicted model, not a curated record. NCBI's taxonomy places the organism in Eukaryota, Fungi, Basidiomycota, Agaricomycetes, Russulales, Bondarzewiaceae. Bases 1 to 1380 code for a protein of 459 amino acids. The transcript is spliced from 5 exons.